Camponotus floridanus (Florida carpenter ant) is the source of this 1251-nucleotide messenger RNA. RefSeq names its product splicing factor U2af 38 kDa subunit. Lineage: Eukaryota; Metazoa; Arthropoda; Insecta; Hymenoptera; Formicidae. The transcript is spliced from 5 exons. The coding region runs from base 116 to 838 and encodes 240 amino acids. The record is from RefSeq and is a predicted model, not a curated record. Gene Ontology annotation, molecular function: pre-mRNA 3'-splice site binding; metal ion binding. Gene Ontology annotation, biological process: mRNA splicing, via spliceosome. Gene Ontology annotation, cellular component: spliceosomal complex; U2AF complex.
AUUACUCGUGUCGUGCGCGAAAUGUUGCGGAGUUUUUGUGUGAAAGCGAGAAAAAAAAUCUCUUUUCUCGUAAUACAAAACUGUGAGACUCGCUCGAAUCGGAUAAUUUCGCACCAUGGCUGAAUAUCUGGCGUCAAUUUUUGGUACCGAGAAGGACAAGGUCAAUUGCUCGUUUUAUUUCAAGAUUGGGGCCUGUCGACAUGGUGAUCGUUGUUCGCGAAUUCAUAACAAGCCGACCUUUAGUCAGACAUGUCUACUGCAGAAUCUUUACGUAAAUCCUCAGAAUUCUGCCAAAAGCGCAGAUGGAUCUCAUCUGGUUGCAAAUGUAUCGGACGAAGAGAUGCAAGAGCAUUAUGAUAACUUUUUUGAGGAUGUUUUUAUCGAAUGCGAGGACAAAUAUGGCGAGAUCGAAGAGAUGAAUGUGUGUGAUAAUCUCGGUGACCAUCUAGUUGGGAAUGUUUACAUCAAGUUUCGCAGAGAGGAAGAUGCGGAGAAGGCAGUCAACGAUCUGAACAAUCGUUGGUUCGGUGGCAGACCAGUUUACGCUGAACUCUCGCCCGUUACUGAUUUCCGUGAGGCUUGCUGUCGUCAGUAUGAAAUGGGCGAGUGUACCCGCUCCGGAUUUUGUAACUUCAUGCACUUGAAGCCCAUCUCCCGGGAACUUCGUCGAUACUUGUACAGCCGAAAGAAGGGCAAAGGACGCUCGAGAUCGCGCUCGAGAUCGCGUGGUCGCGAUCGCAGAAGGAGAUCCAGAUCUCGUGACAGAAGAUCGAGAUCUAAAGACCGGCGUAAAGGAAGAGACGAGAAAAGCAGGGAUGGCCGAUCUGGUCGUUAUUAAAAUAAAUUUUCGUCGAUAUAUUUUUUUAAUGACUUUGAUUUUAUCUUUAAAUCGAUUUAAAUUUCAUUUCAUGAAUUAUGAUAUAUAUUUGAAUAAAUUACACAAAAUUAUUUCAUUGUUAUUAAAUGUACGAAAGAUUAGAAGCAUAAAUGAUUAUAGAUAAAAGAUUGCAAAUAUAAUUUGUAUUUUGUAAAAUAUUACAUAAUUGAUUGUUUUUUUAUACCAUUGAUAUAUUUUAUCAUUUAAUACUGAAGUACAUCUCUUUCUUUAUGCAAGUUUUAUGACUAUGAUAUUAGAAGGCAGCAUUCAUUCGGCGAUGUUCAAGUGAUAUAAUUUCUACAAAUAUGCUAUGAUUAUAUUCUUCGCAUAUUUGUAUUGUUUAAAAUAGUUCAUUUUCCUAAGAUUAAAUUGUA